This is a messenger RNA of Psylliodes chrysocephalus, 11817 nucleotides long. Lineage: Eukaryota; Metazoa; Arthropoda; Insecta; Coleoptera; Chrysomelidae. The record is from the annotation of a GenBank genome assembly.
AGAAAAUGAGUGUUACGGCGCAAUGUCCAAUAUUGCGUUCUCGAAUAUGGCGAUAGUUGUGAAUUUACGUGUUGUGAUAAGUGCUACCUUGUGACUUAAUAUGUUCGAAAAUGGAUAGUAAAGCAAUUAUUUAUACAAAGAAAGUGUGAUAAUAGUGUAAAAUACAUAUUUGUUGUAAAUUUUAGUGAAACAAAACGAAAAUGUCUACAGACAAAAUUAAAGUUGCAGUUCGGCUCCGUCCUUUUAACAGAAGAGAACUAGAAAUGAGGGCUCAAAGUGUGGUAGAAAUUGAGAUGGACCAAACAAUCAUCCAUCAACCUACUACAUUAGACAAAAUGGACAGAAAGCAACCCAAGGCUUUCGCUUUCGACCAUUGCUUUUGUUCAGUGGAUCCCAGUAAAAAGGACUUCGCUUCGCAGGAGGUUGUUUUUGAUUGUUUGGGAAGAGACAUCCUUGAUAAUGCCUUUCAGGGAUACAACGCUUGUAUUUUCGCUUAUGGCCAAACAGGAUCCGGGAAAUCGUACACCAUGAUGGGUUCACAAGACAGCAAAGGAAUUAUCCCAAGGCUGUGUGAUUCGUUGUUUGGCCUAAUAGCAAAACAACAAAGUUCUCAAUUAUCAUACAAAGUUGAAGUUAGUUAUAUGGAAAUCUACAAUGAAAAGGUACACGAUCUCUUGGAUCCACAAACAAAUAAGCAGUCACUGAAAGUGAGGGAACAUAAUGUCCUUGGCCCCUAUGUUGAUGGAUUGUCGCAACUCGCUGUAACAGCAUUUCAGGACAUCGACAACUUAAUGGCGGAGGGCAACAAAUCCAGAACUGUUGCAGCAACAAAUAUGAAUAGCGAAUCAUCUAGAUCUCAUGCAGUAUUUACUGUAAUCCUAACCCAAACACUUACAGACCAUAAAACUGGUGUAACUGGGGAGAAAGUUAGUAGAAUGUCGUUAGUAGAUUUAGCAGGUUCUGAGAGGGCUGUGAAAACAGGAGCGGUUGGGGAAAGGCUCAAAGAAGGCUCUAAUAUUAAUAAGUCGUUAACGACAUUAGGUCUAGUCAUUUCAAAAUUAGCGGAUCAAUCGUCUGGCAAAAAUAAGGAUAAUAGAUUCGUGCCAUAUAGAGAUUCCGUUUUAACAUGGUUACUAAAAGAUAACUUAGGAGGGAACAGUAAAACAGUGAUGGUUGCUACUAUAUCUCCGGCAGCUGAUAAUUACGAAGAAACCUUAUCUACUCUAAGAUACGCCGAUAGAGCAAAGAGAAUCGUCAACCAUGCUGUUGUAAACGAAGAUCCAAACGCUAGGAUUAUUAGAGAAUUGACCCAAGAAGUCGAAGCUUUGAGGGAAAUGCUGAAACAUGCAACCGGCUCUCCUGUUGGCGACGUCCAAAGAGUAGAUAUCCAUCAAAAGUUAAGCGAGAGCGAAAAAUUGUACAAAGAAAUGUCUCAAACUUGGGAGGAGAAGUUAAUGAAGACGGAACGAAUACAAAACGAACGGCAGCAAGCUUUAGAAAAAAUGGGCAUUAGCGUACAAGACUCGGGUAUAAAAGUAGAAAAGAAUAAAUAUUAUCUAGUUAACUUAAAUGCUGAUCCCUACUUAAACGAAUUAUUAGUAUAUUAUUUAAAAGAUGUAACCGUAGUAGGUGCUAGUAAUAAUAGUUCCGGAAUGGAACCCGAUAUCCAACUCUCGGGUUUAGGUAUACAACCUGAACACUGUAUUAUAACAAUUGAAGAUAACGGAUUGUUUCUGGAACCCCUUGCCAAUGCCAGGUCUUGCGUAAACGGAUCUCCAGUUAGUGAAAAAACCCAAUUACGGCACGGUGAUAGAAUCGUAUGGGGUAAUCAUCAUUACUUUAGAGUUAACUGUCCAAGAUCAAUAUCUGCUUCGGAACCUCAAACUCCAGCACAAAACAUCGAUUACAAUUUUGCUAGGGACGAGCUGAUGACAAAUGAACUAAGUAACGAUCCAAUACAAACAGCUAUAGCACGUCUCGAGAAACAACACGAAGAAGAUAAACAAGUGGCUCUGGAGAAGCAGCGCGUUGAAUACGAAAGGCAGUUCCAGCAGUUACGCAACAUGGUCUCACCCUCAACACCGUACUCCCCUUAUUCCUACGAUCCCCUUAGAGUCGGUUUAAGCAAAACAGCCCCAUGCACGCCCACGACACAAAUGAAAGUGGAGAGGUGGGCGCAUGAGACAGACGAGAUGUUUAGGAGAAGUAUAUGUCAAUUAAAAGAGGAUAUACUGAGGGCUAAUUCAUUAGUGAAAGAAGCCAAUUGCCUUGCCGACGACAUGGGACGACAAACCAAGUUCAGCGUUACCUUACAGAUUCCCCCAGCUAAUUUAAGUCCAAAUAGGAAAAAAGGUGCUUUUGUUAGUGAACCAGCGAUUUUAGUUAAACGAAAUACUUCUAGUCAGGUGUGGUCGAUGGAGAAAUUAGAAAAUAAGAUUAUAGAUAUGAGAGAAUUUUACGAGGAACAUAGAGAUAUAGAAAAUGAUCAUGAAAAUAAUAAUGAAGUGAAAGCGUCUGACCCAUUUUUCGAAUCCCAAGAGGAACAUAACUUAAUAGGAGUAGCUAAUGUAUUUCUUGAAUGUUUGUUUCACGACGUUUCUUUAGAUUACCAUACGCCUAUUAUAAGUCAACAAGGGGAAGUAGCAGGUAGAUUACAAGUCGAAUUAAGUAGGAUAGCUGGGAAUUUUCCCCAAGAUAGAAUGUGUGAAGCUGCAUCGGACAAUUCAUCUGAAUGCAGCCACGAAGAUGAUGAACCAGUAGCAAGUUCACAAGUCACAAUACGCGUCAGUAUCAAACAAGCCUCAGGUUUACCGUUGUCUCUUGCUAAUUUCGUAUUUUGUCAGUAUUCGUUUUGGGGACACCCAGAAGCCGUUGUAGUACCUGAUACUGCUGAUCCCAAUACAAGUGGUCAGCCAACCACAGUCAAAUUUGAUCACUCACAAGACUUUAUAGUGAACCUUUCUGAGGAAUUCGUAGACCUCUGUACGGAAGGAGGGGCGCUUUCAAUUGAAGUGUGGGGCAACAGAAGUUCCGGCUUCUCAAAAUACAAACCUGGAUGGGAGGUAGUAGAACAACAACUAGCCACAGCUAGAUCUUUGUUGGAUAGAUGGUCGGAAUUGACGAGGAAAAUAGAAUUGUGGGUGGAAAUUCAGGAAUUAAACGAUCAAGGCGAAUACGGUGCCGUGGAAGUGGCUAUGAGACAAGAUAUGCUAACAGGUGGUAUUUAUCAAUUAAGACAGGGUCAACAACGAAGAAUCCAAGUAAGAGUUAAACCGGUUCAAAACUCUGGAACACUGCCCAUAAUUUGCCAGGAAAUUAUUAAAAUUGAAGUAGGUGGUGUAAUUGUGAGAAGCAGAUUACAAAAACCCUUAGACUCAUAUCAAGAGGAAGACUUAACUGUACUUAGAGAAAAGUGGAGCGACGCCUUGCAAAAGAGAAGACAAUAUUUGAACCAGCAGCUACAAAACCUUUCCGAAAAAAUCGAUAAAACCGAACAAGAUACAGAAAGAGAAAAGAGUUUAAUAGACCAGUUAGUUAAUUUAACCGAGGAAAGUAAUGCUGUGUACGUACCACAACCGGGUACUGGUAUACCAGGAGCACCAGCCAUGUGGAGUCCACCAUCUGGGAUGGAACCCCACGUGCCUGUCCUUUUCCUUGACUUAAACGCUGAUGAUUUAUCUACAAAUCCUGCUGGGGAAGAAGUGACAAUUGCAGGUGUAAAUUCCAUUUUACCGAAGGAAGAUGGAAAGGAAUUCUACAGUUUGCGGAUCUUAAGCCACUUGGAGAAAGACGUCUGCGCAAUAGCCGGUUGGGAUUCAUCAAUCCAUGACAGUCCAAAUUUAAAUAAAGUCACAGAAGCCAAUGAAAGGGUAUACAUGAUUCUACGCGUGACAGUACGUCUUUCUCAUCCAGCUCCGAUGGAUCUCGUUCUUAGGAAAAGAUUAGCAAUAAACGUUUACAAACGUCAAAAAUUCACAGACAUAAUCAAAAACCAGAUAAAAUCAAAAAUAGUCCGUACCGAUAUGGUCACGUCAUCCGGUGUUACAUAUUUAGUAGUGUCAAAUGUACCUAAAGCUAGCGAAGAGUUGGAGGGUAGAGAAAGUUUAGCACAAUUAGCAGCUUCCGGUGAAAAUUCCUCUAUGUGCGAUGGAGAAACCUAUAUCGAAAAAUACACUCGUGGAGUAAGUGCCGUAGAAAGUAUUUUGACCCUCGAUAGAUUAAGGCAAAGCGUUGCUGUUAAAGAAUUGUUACAAGCAAGAGGGCAGCCACUUAUGAGGAAGACAGUCAGUGUACCUAACUUCUCUCAGACUUUGGAAAACAAAAAUGGGUUAAUGAGACUAGAUCACAGCAGUGAAUCCCUGCACAUGUCCAGAUCAGAGAGCGUAUCAGAACUGACCAGCGAAUUAGGUUUAGGACCUUUAAGAUCUCGUUCUUCGUUUGGAAAGGAAGCAGAGACAACACCAACAAAAUAUGGUGGACUAGCACGGCCCACGUUCUUAAACCUCAACUUAAACUUGAAUUCGCUGAGAUUACAACAGCCAACAGCAGCAACGAAACUUUUCCCUGGAAUGGUAUCACCAGCAAACGCCAAAUUGGGACUGAGAAUGACAACAUUACACGAGGAACCAACCAAAGCAUUGCCUCGAAAACACUCAUUCGAUCUGUUAAUGGAUGAUCCAAUAGAGGAACAAGACGAAGGAUAUACUGGGAAAAUCGAAACACACUAUGUACAAAGGAAGAAGACUCACGCCAAAAAAUGUUUACCAAUGUCGCGUACGUUGGACUCUCUAACAGAAUUUGCUCCCAAACCCAAUACACCUUCUUCAAGCUCAAGCGGAUAUGGAUCACAGGCUGUUUCAACAACAAAUCUAUGCGAUGACGCGUUGUCCCUGAAGAGUUUAAGCGUUGACGAAACGCCAGACCUUGAAUGUCAAGUGAAUAAUUAUUUGGAACCGGUAACAGAGAUAACGGAUGUUUCUAAGGAAACUGAGUGUCUGUCUAAUGAAGAAGACCAGGGAUUUCCGCACAACGAUGAGAGUUCAGAUGACGUGGUUAACGGUGUAGACAGCGAUUCAAAUCAAAAUCAAACUGGAAGUGACCUUAACGAUUCAAGCUCUUUAGUAAAAACGAACUUAUCUCCUGGUCGAGUUGUUAGAAGGAAAAAACAAAGCACAAGAAGCCACACUCAAAGGGCAUCUUUCCCACAAAUUCGACCGCUGAUGUCGGAAAGCAGAUCGGCACAUAAUUUGAGCAUCAAGAAUAAUUUAAUACUGUCUAACGAAGAAGACAGUAUGGACAGUUCCACAGAUCGUUUAGAAGAUGAUCAAGAAAACAGUUUUGGUUCCCGCCCCGAUUUAUCAAAAUUCCACGAUGUUCCCGUCCCUGAUUGGGUAGUAUUAGGAGAAAGUGUUCUUAUUAAACGUUAUAAUUCGCCAGGAGUUGUAGCUUACAUUGGAGAAACUGAAUUUUCGACUGGCACUUGGAUUGGAGUGGAACUCGAUGCUCCAAAAGGUAAAAAUGAUGGCAGUAUAAAAGGCGUCCGUUACUUCAGCUGCAAACCACAACACGGCAUGUUCGUGAGGGCAGACAAAUUACGGUUUGACCCAAGAGGACGAGCCAUGAGGCUUGACAAAGCUGAAGCCCUUGCCAACAGUAGUAAAUGUUCUUUAAGUAAAGAAUCACUGUCUCGGUCUCGAUCUAGAGGGAAUGGUUUGAAUACAGCCGGCACUAGAGUCAGUUCGAAGGCAAAAUAGAAAAAGAAACAGAAGACAUUUUCAAGCAUCUCUUCAUUAGUCCACCCUAUUUAUUGCCAUUUUGCCGUGUUUAACGACACAAACAGUGUGCCGUCCAUUUACAUGGCGUAGUGUUAUUUAUCCUUGCCAUUUCAUAUAUACCUACAUAGUGUCUCACUGUACAGGGUCAUCUAUUAAAUUGUCACGUCGGAUUAAAAUAAAAAUGGAUAUCUGGACUGGUAUUGUACUUAAAAGUAACAAGUCCAAAUACAUCCGUAUUUAGUAUUUGAAACUUUAAAGUACUUGUGUAAUUAUCCAGCUCCUUUUUUAGAGUAAUAAAAGAAAAGUUGUUGGUAAUAAAUAGAUGACUAGUACGCGUAUUUGGUUGCACUUUUAAAGAGCGAGCACUCUGCUUGGUAUUUUUAUCAUUUGUCUAGUAAAUUCUAAACGUAAAUGCCUUCAUGCAUUGGAAGUUACAGCGAGAUUAAGUAUAUUUUUUGAAAAAUACAAAAAGAUAUAAUUUUAUACCCAAUCCUCUCGCUGUAGCAUUAUGAAUCAUGAAUCGUUUCUUUUUUAUAUAAUUGAAGCUCUGUUGCACAUCGGGUGUAUCUAAGUUCAGCCAAAUAUCUACCUCCUGUGUGUGGUCCAGAACCUGAAAAAUCAAUCUUCGGGUUUAAUGAUUGUCUUAUACAUCUUAGCAAUUUUUUCGCCUUAUAACUUAAAAAGGAAACUGCGCAAAAUAUAGUGCUAUGCUAUGGAUGCUACCACAUAAAUACAAUAGACAUACUCAUGCUAAUAAUUAUAAUAUAUAUAAAAAUAUUUUUUAUAGUUAUUUUGUGUCUAUCUUUCGUGGUAGCUCUAUUUAUAAAUACAGAAGAAAGCCAUUCAACAACUUAACUAUUUUUUCAUAUAAAUAGUAGCCAAAAUUAUUUUAUCACAUAGUCGCUGGUUCAUCAGGAAAUUAGGUUUAAUGAUAAACACACGCCACUUAAUAAGUUUCUAUGGACUAAAGAAUUUUCUAGCAGCUGAUUCAGUUCAGCUCUACGUAUAAUAAAACAUUUUACCAUAACAAAAUUUAAAACUCACUUGUCCGCCCAGAUAUAUGUAUCUCCGUCCGUUCUAAACUUUUUAAGUCCUUUGCCAGGAUCGGAGACUUGUCUCCUCUUUAACUUUCAAUUCCCCUUAAAGCCACCAAUGCCGCAUCGGUGUGAAAGACGCCAUGGUUAACAUGUACUAGAAUCUAAGAAAUUUUAUAAUUUUUGUUUCCAAGUAAAGGGUAGUCAAGUGACAGUCUGUAAUGAUUCAGAUACGCUAUAUACUUUCCUUCUAACCUCAAAGCGUCAUGCAUACACUUAUUAACCUUCAAGCAACCUUCAUUACGUGACCGCUUUGGUAAAACUCACUUCCGUUGCCAAGAAUCUAUUUUUUUAGUUUAUUAUCAUUAUCACUUUCAAUUUUAUAAUUUAAACAUGACAUGUCAUCCGUUCCUUCUUUACAUUGUAUAACCUUAUCUCUUUCUAGUUAUUCAUAUAAUGAAGGGAUAACAUCAAUGAAAGAUCCCACAGAGUCCUAACUCUUGAAUUUUCUGUACCCGGAUUGGCUCAAAUGAAAAUGACAAUCUUUAAUUAUAUAUUCAGAAAAUUUAAUUACAGCUUCAAAAUUCGUAGUGGUGGUUUUGGGUGAAAAAUCAAAAUUGAGCUUAAAACAUUGUAACUUUGUAUAUAUAAUAAAUAGCGAAAUAUAAAUUAAUUACAUCUAAAAAAGAAGAUUGUACUUUGAAAUAAGUCUUGUUUAAUAUAAUAUGUCAAAUAAAAUUGUUUCUGAAUUUAAAAACUGAAUAUCAAAAUAACUUUUGUAUUUGUUAACUAAUCGUAGUCCUCGAAUAUUUUUAAACCAUUUUCGACAUGAAAUAGAUUUCAAUUAACAAUGGCAGCCAUUGACCUAAAUAUUAAUAUUACUUUGUGAAAUUCAAGUUAAUCCUAAUCGUAUCCUUUAAAUAUUGCCCCAAUUAGGCUUGCUCCACCUAAACUCUCCAUUGUAGGUAAUUGUAGGUUUAUAAUUUAUACCAAGAUCCUUUUUUGAGUCAAACUUAUUUGUUAAUCUCUAAUCAAAAUUUUCCACCACAAAUUUAAACCAAAUAGAGAUUUCAUUAAUUACUUCUAAAACAACUUCAAUAUAAUAUAAAAUCAUAAAUUGUGUAUCCCUUUUACUAUUUCAAUAUUUUUGUGUAAGCAAAACUACAUAAUUCUAAUAAAUUUGCCAACACGGUAUGAAUCGUUCUUUGUGUUGUGUUUUACGUUGGAGCAUGUCACGGUUUUUGUUAUUCCUGUGCAUUAGUACUACUAAUUUAGUAGUAAUGAGGAAAAACGAGCCAUCCAAAAACGUUCUUGAAUAUCACAAGAAACCUUCAACACAGUUAGGUAAUUAAAAUUCUUUGAAUGCUUCACAAUUAUACAUAUAAUAGUAGUAGCACUGCCGAUAAAACCUACAACAUAUUUAUGGUCAUUUGAAGUCUUGAGGUAUAUUUAUAAACUUGAUCUAGUCCAAAGCUGUCACUGAUUAAGUGGAAUGUUUUAUUCAUUAAACAUUAAAUAAUACAAUCCGUAAUUAUGUGAUUGUUGAUUGGAUGUUAUUCUUUAAAGUUCUGCACAUUAUUUUCAAAUAACGGCGUCAGAGCAAUUGAUAAUAUAAGGUCUUACGCACUAAAUAUUGUUGUCUAGUUUCCUCUACGCAACAUUAAAGUUUUAAUUUAAGCAUUUCUUUCUGUGAUAUAGUUAGUGUACACAGAGCACCUUGGUUCUAAUAUUGUUGAUUUUUUGCGUGCUGUAACUUGAACAGAUUUAAAAAAUAGGAAUAUGUAACUGUAAUAGACAACAUGUAGCUUACGAAAAGUAUUUAACUUCAGUGUGUCUUUAGAAAAAUGUAGUGUUAAGAUUAAAAAAAAAAAACGUAGAUGCAAUGUUUGAAAACAUUCGUUUCGACCAUGUCCGAUUGAUUUUAAUAAAAAAAAACUGUUAUUGAUACACUUAAUUUCUUGUCCAAAUGUAAGCUGUUAUGCAAACUAUAAUGGGAACAACGUAAGCUUUACAAAUUCUUUGGAUUUUUGUUACCAGAAAAUGUGGUUGCAUUUUUAAAAUGACUGAUUUAUUCAAGUAUUAUUUUAAAUACUUAUCAGAUUCUAGCAUUUGAAAUAUUCAAUUAUAUCUUACGUUUACUUCACUGCGCUCUAUUUAUACACCGUUUCGCACGUAAGGCGGGCAGUACAACCUCUAGAAGUGACCAGUAACUUCGUUAUUUUAAAUUGAAUUCCCUAUAUAUUUUUUAAAUUUAAUAUUCACCCUUAAAUUCUGUAAACAAUGAUACCCCAUUUGCCUACUCUAAUUAUAACGGAUUUGGCGUUAUUCAAUUUUUUCUAAAUUUUAGUAACAGAUAGGCAUUUUCUUAAAGUCGUCUAUCUCAGAUACUAUUUCUAUCAGAUACUUGAUAUUUUAGCUAAAAAGUUGUAAUUCCCGCCUUACGUGAGACACAAUGUAUAGGUACUGAAUUUUUUACUCCUAAAGUAUACCUUACAAUGAAUUGAACAUAGUUUAUAGAAACAUAAAUAUAACAGAGACAUAUCGCUGUUUUUGCCUGAUAUGUGCAUGUUCCUAUUAUAUCUUGUUCAUCAUUAUUCGUGUUGAAAAUUCCGUACCUAUAACUUUAGUAAAUAGGAUCUGGAGACAGCAUGAAUAACCAAACUGGGUAUCUUAUUUAAUUGAGGGCAGUGAGGUAGGUACAGAUGCAUUUUAUUACAACCAAACUUUACAAUUCGAUUUCAAACAUUCCAUAAAGCAGCUCACAACAAGAAUUGAUUGCAUCAAUCCAGUUUUGUUGUCCAAAAAGAUAAAACAUUCCAGAAAAAAAUACGUCUAAGUUUAGAAUUGCAAUAUGAUCUAGUCUCUGUGGUUUAUUUAUUGCUCAGCGAUAUUAAGGUUUAGUCGUCCACUGACUGUGACUGAAGGAAAGAGAAUGAUAACAAUGAAUUUGAACAUACUUGAAAAGCUUGACCAAGCAGUAACUUUCAAAAGCUAUUGAGUUAUAGCUCUUGGAAUGCUUCAUCGAAUUUUUUUUGCAAUUUCUAACUUGAGUUCGAAAUUUCUUCGAUUUAAAACUUUAGCUAAUCUUAGCUUAUAUUUACGCUAUGUAAGUAUUCUGUGUAAAAUAGAACUUUUCUAGUAAACUCUUUCAAACAUUUUUACAUUGUAAUAUUAGCGUUUCCAUUAGCAACCGUAUGUUUAGAACUCGUAUCCUUAUAAAUUCGGUUUAAGUAUUUAGUUUUUAUGAUAGAAAAAAUCAACGAAGUUAUAUUUAGGUAACCUGGAAAAUUAUUAUUAGAUAAGAUUUGAUGUUUAAUGAUUCAUUUUCUCGCGUUAUCAGAUUAAACCACUAUUUUAUUAGAAUUUUAGCAUUUUAUAAUAGAUAAUAUAACUAUUGUUUGCUUUUUUUUUUUUCGAGAUAAAUAGAAGUGUUCAUUGUUACUUUCCUAAGAAUUGUUAAAUCCCUUUGAUUUCGUUUUAAUUCUUCCUGAUAAAUUAUGCGCAAAGUUUUAGCCUACUAAUAUUCUGGUAUUUUUCUCAUACUGGCUUGGACAUUUUGGCAAUUAUCUCUAACCUCUUAAUACCGAAAAAUAAUUUACUAUUGAAAAGAUUUAUGCUCCUUGUUGCACCAUGUAAUGAUUCUGGAAUAUCAUGUCAAUUUGAUGCUCCUUCUAGAACUAGAUUUAGAUCUCAUAUCGGAUUUUAAAAAAUGAACACUUCCAUUAUUCUAGAUUUUAGACCUAUGAAACCAGUAACAACUAGUAGAUAUUUUUUUAAGAAUUUUAACUGCCCAACGUUUAUCAUUCUCAUGCCCUCGUCAGUGUUCCCAGUCAACAAAAUAAAAUACUAGACCUUUUCCUGUCCAAUUUAAAUCAAUCUGUCCAAUUUGUUAUAAAUAUAACAGUGUAUUAUAUUAAUUAUAUUAACCUGACAACUUAAAUUUUUAAUAUAUUAAAUUAUUUGUACAAAAGAAUCAUUGCACGUUCAACUACAAUCAAAUUUAAUCAUGAAUGCUCUAAAGAUACAAAUCAAGAAUCAAGGAGUUUUAAAUUUAUAACAACGAUGUAAAAACAGUGGAUAAGGGACACCAAAUAUCAAUUCACAUAUUUUUGCAUAUUUCAUCCACAUUUACGAAGCAAAAGCAAUAGUAAUGCAGUAAUGAUUCUCCAGCAAUAAAUUAUUAAUAUCUCAUCAAAUUGGUGACUCUUAUAUCACAACACUGACACUGUUGUAUAUUUUAAAAACGCCGUAUAUAUUUAUUAAGAUACAUUUUUGACUGUAACAUAUUAUAAACUUUUUGUAAUGUAUCUCUCAAUAGUUACAAUACUAGAAACUUGAUAUCAUUCUAUUUAAGUUAUAUAACUACUGUAAUGACUUAAAAAAUAUUCGAGCUCUGCAAACAAAGGCUUUAACUAUCCUUAUACACUCUGUACAAGUAAAUAGUCAGAUUUAAAUUGCACCGUAUCUAUUUUCACGUUAAUGUGUAACUAUAUUGAAUUUUCAAUGCUUUCACGCAAUUGAAUUAUUUAUAUUUGUGGAAUACUUUAUUUUCAUAAAGUGUUUUUGCAACUAUAAAUAGAUUUUACCAGAUUGUAAUGUAUAUUAUUUAUUCACAUAUUUCGCGUGAAAGACAAGUUAAUUAUGUUCUCGUUAACGUGAAGGGAGCUACGGUCAAAAUAAUACAGAAGAGGCCAAAAAAGUAGCUACUAACUUUAUUUACACUUAAAAUUAAAUAUAAUAAUACUGUUCUAAAAUAGGUUUAAAGACAGUAUUUAGGACCUAUAGGUGAUUUUAGUAUCUACUUUUAAUUUAGAGGUAGUUUUUUGGUCAUUCUGUAAUAAACUGUACAUUCAAUAUGUAAAUGUAAAUAAGAAGAUCGUUAUAAUUCUUGGUCAUUAUUUUUAAGGAAAAAACUUGCUUUUUUUGUUUUUUUUUUUACUCGAUAUGGGUUUGUUGUUUUUUUUUCUUAAGUUCCAAAUAGUUACAAAUAUUUUAUAUAUAUAUGUGUA